GAAUGAGUUCACUUCUACACACCAUAAAAUUUCGAAUUUAGGAGGGAAAUAAAAUCAAUAAAUGAAACCAAACAAACAAACACAAAAACCAAACAACAACGGCGGCGAAAAUGGCCGCUAAUACUAACAGUAACCUCUCCAGUUUAAUACACGAACUCCGAGAACGCAUAGCCGCCUCCUCUUCCACGCCGUCAAACGCCACCUUCGACGACGACGACGCUUUAGGAAACAGAUUCCGCGCCGUCCUUCCUAAUCUGCUUCACUCCUACGUCGUUCCUUCUUCCUCCUCCGCUAGUGAGAGAGAGGUGAUUGCUGUUCUGAAGUUAAUUUCUCACAUUGCGAAGAAUUUUCCUGGAUUCUUUUAUCAUGGCAAGGCUACUGCUGUUUUGCCUGUUAUCGGUCGGAUUUUGCCGUUUUUCGCAGAGCCUGCUUUUCGCUCGCGACACGGGGUGAUUUUUGAGACGGUUGGAUCUCUUUUGUCAUUGCUUCGUAUUGGAGCACGAGAUGCAUAUUGUAAAUUUUUCAUUGAUGCUAUGUCGGCCGUUGAAGAUCUUCUGUAUGCAGCAUCAAUUUCUGCUGAAACUGCUGAUGAUUCAGGCUGUCCUAGCUUAAAUUUGAAGUGUUUCUGUACGUCCUUUGCUGAAGUUCUCGGGGAUCCUACUUGUCUUGCUGAUCUUCCUACCAGCAGUAAACCCCUUGAUGGUGCUGGUAUCUUGAUCAACAUUACGGGAAAAGAUAGGUGGCAACCAUUAGCGACGUGGAUGAUUAAGCUUAUCAGCAAAUGCUUAACUGAAGGCACUUUAUAUGUUGAGGGGCUCGUCAAUAUAUCAAAUGUUUCAUCCGCUUGUUCUAUUUUGUGCUAUGGAGAUGCUGACUUGCAUAUGGCUUGUUUUGAUUUUGCGCGCGUGAUUGGAUCUGUUAUAGAUGAUGAUUUCAUUCCUCAUGAGAAUCUGAUCCAGUCAAUUGCUGUAAUAUUAAGUGAGGACAAAGAGGGACUUCCUGUAUAUAGAAAUUUGGUAUAUGAUUCCUCCAUUGGUGGUUGCCUUAGUGUGUUGCAUUCGAGUUGUCAUGAUGAUGUUGUAAAAUUGACGGCAACUAAUUUAAUGAAAGUUUUCCCUCUGUCAAUGUGGAGAACCAAAAGCCAAGAACUUAAGGUGGCUUUAUGCAGUGUUUACAAACGAAUUGCAAGAACUUGCCCCCCUCAUAUUUGGAGACCUGAGUCUCUGGUACAUAUACUUUGUUUUCCAGAACCUUGUCCUUCCUUGAUAGAUUGCCUUCAUGUUACUCUCACAAUCCUCGGCCAUGAGAGGGUUGGAGGGGGAGCCUUAAAUAAUGACAGUUUGGGCUUACCUAAAUCACAUGAUGGACCAAUUGAGAAUUCCAAGAUUGGAGAUAAGAGACGUGCUCAGAACUUAAACACUGUCCAGAUCAAGCGUCUGAAGUUUGACAAAAAUAUUAUGGCUUAUGAUGCUGAUGUACCAGAGGAGACUAAGCUUACUCAUAUAUUAAAUUCUGAGAGGGAAGGAGAAGAAUAUGCAGACAAUAUGCAUGCAUUUCUUAUUUCUUUACUUGACAUUAUGCACGCUCCUCCUAGACCUGAUUCUUUAAGACCAAAUGUUGCACUAGCAGCUCUUAGUAUGCUUUGUAUUUCCUUUUCUAGAUACCCGAUGACCAAUAUGUCAUUCUGCAUCUUCCAGCAAAUGCUUUCAUGGAUACCGUGGAUAUGCGAGCAGGCAAGACAAGGAAUUUCAGUGAUAUUUGACGUUCCCACCUACUUGGAAGGAAUUCACAGUAUUUUGGUUAUGCAAAGCACUCUUCUCAUGGAGGACAAGCCUUUCAGACUUAAGGACGAUUAUGUGGAUCUUAUACACAUGGUACUGAAGCUGCCAUGGACCCACUCUCAUAUGGUCGGCGGACCACAUCCUCCAUGGAAAGCAAAAUGUACCUCUAUUAGAGUUUUAUCCAAGCUUGGUCCUAGUUUUAAAACUGAAAGUCUAUUUGAAGUCUUCGAUUUGGGUCUUCAUGACGGAGCUGAAGAAGUUAGACUUGAAACUAUCAUUUCAAUGCCAGUGGUUGUCUGGUGGUCAGGUCUUGGUGUACUUGCUCAAAUGUUCGAAAGACUGGAAUUCCUGGCGACAGAGGAACAUGACAAAGUUAAACAGAUCAUUCCCUUUUCUCUUGGUUUCAUGUCGUGCUUAUAUGGAUGUUGCAAUACUGCUGAUGGUCAUAGUAGAUGCAAGUUUUAUUUGGCAAUUAAUGAUGAGAAACACAGUCAGACAGUAGACCAUUUACUGCAAGGAUUCUGUUGUUCAAUAUGUGAUAAAAGAAUCGUGCCCAAUCAUGGAGUAUAUUCUAAAAGGAUACAACUUCCUGAUAUCUCAGGUGGAGAAGUGGGUGUCAAUUGUAAUUUCAUGCAUCUCCAGUCCCUAUUUUUUAAACUUGUUUAUGAUAAUUCCUCGGAAGAUGUUCAAGUUGGCUGUGUGAGAACCAUCCGGCGUAUUCUUCUGCAUGCUACUGCUGAUACUCUUAUUAAAACGAGAUCUGAAUGGAUUAUAUGUGUUGAAUUUUUACUACUUAACACACAGAAGGAUGUAAGGGAAGCAUUUUGCACUCAGAUCAGUUCCUUCCUCGAUGAUCAAGUGCUGAGUUGUCUAUUUCUUGACGGGGUUUCAUCAAAUAAAACUAAAGAACGUAGAUUUUUGGAUAUACUGGAACAGUCGUUGGUGGCAGCUCAGGAUCCACCAACUAUUGAGACUCUUCUUGAAUCUACAGCAGAAAUUAUGGUUACAGUUGAUAUCUCCAGUCAACUUUUCUUGAAUUCACUAAUCUUGUUGGUUGAUCGACUUGAUAGUCCACAUCUUACUAUAAGAAUGAAUGCGUCUAGGCUAAUAAAAAAAUCCUGUUUUUUCCAUCUUAAAGGAGGAUUUGAAGUAAGCCUCUCAAAAGCUGUUCAUAUCCGAAAUGAACUCUUUGACUAUUUAACAAUGAGUCUUGCAAGUCGACCAGCAAUGGUCAGAGAGUUUGCGGAAGCCUUAUUUGAUGUUGCGAUAGAUGAACUUGUUGAGAAAAUGAUUCCAAUAGUUCUCCCAAAGCUCGUGGUCUCUCAUCAAGAUAAUGACAAAGCAGUUCCUGCAUUACUGGAGUUGGCCAGAUAUGGGAACGAUGAUAUGGUGCCUCUUAUAGUGAACUGGUUGCCGAAAGUGCUCGCUUUUGCUCUCCAUCGGGCAAAUAGGCAGGAAUUACUCUCCACCUUGCAGUUUUACCAUGAGCAGACUGGUUCCGACAACCAAGAAAUAUUUGCAGCUGCACUACCUGCACUUUUAGAUGAACUUGUAUGCUUUCAAAGUGGUGGUAAUAUCGUUGAGAUAGGUGAAAGGUUAUCAAGAGUGCCUGAAAUGAUAAAAGAAAUUGCCAGAGUUCUGACAGGGGCAGAAGAUCUUCCAGGCUUUUUAAGGAAUCAUUUUGUUGGCCUCCUUAACAGUAUUGAUAGAAAAAUGCUUAAUUCAGAUGAUUCUUCGGUACAGAAACAAGCUUUGGAACGCAUUAAAAUGUUGAUUGAACUGAUGGGCUCUCAGCUCAACACCUAUGUCCCAAAACUAAUGGUUCUUUUCAUGCAUGCUAUUGAUAAAGAAUCACUUCAAAGUGAGGGUUUAUCUGUAUUGCAUUUUUUCAUUGUGCAAUUGGCAAAAAAAUCACCUUCUAGCACUAAACAUAUAAUUUCUCAAGUCUUCGCUGCCCUGAUUCCCAUUUUGGAAAGAUGUAAAGAAAAUCCUUCCAUGCACUUGAAUAAAGUUGUGAAAAUUUUGGAAGAACUUGUGUUAAAAAACAGAAUUAUAUUGAAGCAGCAUAUCUGUGAGUUCCCUCCAUUACCUAGUAUUCCUUCUCUGAUUGAAGUAAAUGAAGCUAUUCAGGUAGCACGUGGGUCAAUGAUUCUGAAGGAUCAACUAAAAAAUGUUGUUAAUGGUUUGAAUCAUGAGAACUUGAAUGUGAGGUAUAUGGUAGCAUGUGAGUUGAAGAAGUUACUGAACUUGAGAAGGGAAGAUAUUACAGCUUUGAUCACAGGUGAAGUUUCUGCAGACAUGGAUGUUUUAAGCUCUUUAAUCACAUCUUUAUUAAGAGGAUGUGCAGAAGAAUCAAGGACUCUGGUGGGGCAGCGGUUGAAGUUGGUCUGUGCAGAUUGCCUUGGAGCAUUAGGUGCAGUUGACCCGGCCAAGGUGAAGGGGCUUUCAUGCCAACGCUUUAAGAUUGAAUGUUCAGAUGAUGAUCUCAUCUUUGAGUUGAUCCAUAAACAUUUGGCUAGGGCUUUUAGAGCUGCGUCUAAUACUGUUGUUCAAGACUCAGCUGCAUUGGCUAUACAAGAGCUGCUAAAAGUUGCAGGCUGUGAAGCAUCAUUGGAUGAGAAUAUCACUGCUUCUUUGCCACAACCAAUGAAGGAGAAGAGUACUGAAAACAGUAGUGGGAUGAAUACUCGGGGUCAGAGACUGUGGGACCGCUUCUCCAACUAUGUCAAGGAGAUAAUAGCCCCUUGUCUAACCUCUAGAUUUCAGCUUCCAAAUGUAGCUGACUCAACAUUAUUUGGUCCAAUUUACCAUCCUUCAAUGUCAUUUAGAAGAUGGAUAUUUUUAUGGAUUAAGAAACUGACUGCUCAUGCCACCGGAUCUCGUGCAACCAUAUUUAAUGCUUGUCGCGGUAUAGUGCGUCAUGAUAUGCAAAUAGCAAUUUAUUUGCUGCCUUAUUUAGUUUUAAAUGCUGUUUGUCAUGGUACCAAAGAGGCUCGCCUUGGUAUAGCUGAAGAAAUCCUAUCUGUUCUUGACGCAGCUUCCUCAGUGAAUAUUAGUGCUAUGUGUCAUGCUAUUAGUGGUUCUGGUGGCCAAAGUGAAGUUUGCAUCCAAGCUGCAUUCAAUCUCCUAGACAAUCUAGGGCAAUGGGUGGAUGAUGUUGAGCAAGAAUUAGCUCUUUCUCAAUCUUUCCAGUUACCAGCUUCUAAGAAGCAAGCUUCCAGAACUAAAGAUCAAACUUCUGUUUCUGUGAUAGAUCAAGGUCAACUCAUUUCACAGUGUAAAUAUGUUUCAGAGCUUCUGGUUGCAAUUCCUAAGUUAACUCUUGCUAGAGCGUCCUAUAAGUGUCAGGCUUAUGCGAGGUCUUUGAUGUACUUUGAAUCUCAUGUACGCGAAAAGUCUGGCUCCUUUAACCCUGCCGCUGAGAGAAGUGAUGUUUUUGAGGAUGAAGAUGUUUCCUUUCUAAUGGAAAUAUACAGCUGUUUAGAUGAACCUGAUGGUCUAUCUGGCCUGGCUUGUUUACGUGAAACGUUAAGCUUACAGGACCAGCUCUUAAUUAACAAAAAGGGAGGAAACUGGGCGGAGGUUAUGACUUUCUGUGAGCAGGCUUUGCAGAUGGAGCCAACAUCAGUUCAUAGGCAUUCAGACGUUGUUAAUUGUCUGCUAAACAUUAGUCACCUUCAGACCAUGGUCACACAUGUGGAUGGUUUAAUUUCUAGGUUUCCUCAAUACAAGAAAACAUGGUGUAUGCAAGGGGUGCAGGCAGCAUGGAGGCUUAGCAUGUGGGACUUGAUGGAUGAGUAUCUUGGUGGGGCUGAUGAAGAAGGUUUAGUAUGUAGCAGCUCUGAGAGUAAUGCUUGGUUUGAUUUGAAUGUUGCAAAGAUUCUCCAGGCUAUGAUGAAAAAGGAUCAAUUCUCAGUUGCUGAAAGAGUAGCAUUGUCCAAACAAGCUCUGAUCGCUCCUCUUGCUGCAGCAGGCAUGGAUUCCUAUACACGGGCUUAUCCAUAUAUCGUCAAACUUCACUUGCUAAAGGAGUUGGAAGAUUUCCAUACAUUUCUCGGUGAUGGAUCUUUCUUGGAUAAAAAGUUUCAUCUGGGUGAUUUGGAAUUAACUAAAUUGAUGGAUAACUGGGAAAAUCGGCUCAGAUUUACGCAACCUUCUCUUUGGGCAAGAGAACCACUUUUAGCUUUCCGAAGAUUGGUGUUUGGUGCUAAUGGUCUUGGUGCUCAUGUGGGAAAUUGCUGGCUUCAAUAUGCAAAGCUCUGUCGUAUGGCUGGUCAUUAUGCGACAGCAAAUCGAGCAAUUCUAGAGGCCCAAGCUUCUGGUGCACCUAAUGUUCACAUGGAAAAGGCCAAGCUUCUGUGGAGUUCUAGGAGAUCAGAUGGUGCUAUUGCAGAACUGCAACAAGCUCUCCUGCACAUGCCGGAGAAGGCUAUAGGCUCUGCUUCAAGGCUGUUAAUCACUUCUCUUUCAGUGGUUCCACUGAAUCCCCAACCUUCGCUUUGUGAUGCUCAAGCUUUAAAUGAAAAUCAAGAUAUUGCAAAGACUCUUCUGCUAUACACUAGAUGGAUUCAUUACACUGGACAGAAGCAGAAGGAAGAUGUCAUAACACUUUAUUCCAGGGUGAGAGAAUUGCAGCCAAAAUGGGAUAAAGGAUUUUUCUAUUUAGCUAAGUAUUGUGAUGAGGUGCUUGUUGAUGCCAGGAAACGUCAGGCAGACAAUUCUGAAUCUACUACUGAAAAGCAUUGGUGGUUUUAUGUACCUGAUGUAUUAUUAUUCUAUGCCAAAGGGCUUCAUAAAGGCCACAGAAAUCUCUUUCAAGCACUUCCAAGGCUGCUAACCUUAUGGUUCGAUUUUGGGAGCGUUUAUCUUAGAUGUGGCUCAUCAUCCAAUGAAGAAGUGAAAAAGGUUCAUGGGAAGGUAAUGAGUAUCAUGCGAGGCUGUUUAAAGGAUUUACCAGCAUAUCAGUGGUUAACAGUAUUGCCUCAAUUGGUUUCUAGAGUGUGUCACCAGAAUGAAGAUAUUGUUAAAUUGGUCAGAUGCAUCAUCACAUCUGUCCUCCGGCAAUACCCACAGCAAGCAUUGUGGAUUAUGGCAGCUGUCUCAAAAUCCACAGUUCCUUCAAGAAAAGACCAAGCUACACAAAUUAUAAAUGACGCUAAGAAAGGGUUUGCCCAAGGAUAUGAUGGGAGCAAUUUGUUUGUUCAGUUUGCUAGCCUAAUUGACUAUCUGAUAAAGUUGUGCUUUCACCCGGGCCAGCCAAAAGCACGAGCAAUUAAUAUUGCAACUGAAUUUAGUUCUUUAAAGAGGAUGAUGCCACUGGGAAUUAUUAUGCCCACCCAGCAAUCACUCACUGUUAGUUUACCGGCCUAUAAUGUCAGCCCUACGGACUCAUGUACCUCUGAUGUAUUCUUUGCAUCAGAUCUUCCAACAAUUUCAGGAAUCGCUGAUGAGGCCGAGAUUCUUUCAUCUCUUCAACGACCUAAGAAAGUUGUUCUGUUGGGCAGUGAUGGUAUUGAACGUCCAUUUCUCUGCAAACCCAAGGAUGACCUGAGGAAAGAUGCUCGAAUGAUGGAGUUUAAUGCAAUGAUAAACAGGUUAUUGUCCAAAUAUCCUGAAAGCCGACGAAGGAAACUCUAUAUCCGUACCUUUGCAGUGAUUCCUUUAACUGAGGACUGUGGUAUGAUUGAAUGGGUGCCUCACACUCGUGGAAUCCGGCAUAUACUUCAAGACCUAUACAUAACAUGCGGAAAGUUUGACAGGCAGAAGACUAAUCCCCAAAUCAAACGAAUUUAUGAUCAGUGCCAUGGUAAAACGCCAGAAGAUGAGAUGCUUAAGAACAAGAUACUUCCAAUGUUUCCUCCAGUUUUUCACAAAUGGUUCUUGACCACAUUUUCUGAGCCAGCAGCUUGGUUUAGGGCCCGCAUUGCAUAUGCACAUACUUGUGCCGUUUGGUCAAUGGUUGGACAUAUUGUGGGGCUAGGUGACCGACAUGGUGAAAACAUUCUCUUUGACUCUACUACAGGUGAUUGUGUUCAUGUUGAUUUUAGUUGCCUAUUUGACAAAGGAUUGCAGUUGGAGAAGCCUGAACUGGUGCCUUUUAGGCUAACUCAGAACAUUAUUGAUGGAUUAGGUAUCACUGGAUAUGAAGGCAUAUUCUUACGGGUGUGUGAGAUCACACUUUCUGUACUGAGGACACACAGGGAAACCUUGAUGAGCGUUCUUGAAACUUUCAUUCACGACCCUUUGGUGGAGUGGACAAAAACUCAUAAAUCCAGCGGAGUAGAAGUUCAGAAUCCGCAUGCACAGCGAGCCAUUAAUAAUAUUGAAGCAAGGCUGCGAGGAGUGGUUGUCGGUGUUGGAGCUGCACCCUCUUUACCUCUUGCUGUGGAAGGCCAAGCACGCCGAUUAAUUGCUGAAGCAGUGUCACCCAAAAAUCUUGGAAGGAUGUAUAUAUGGUGGAUGCCAUGGUUUUAGUUCUUAGAAUCUGAGUUUUUGCUGGAAGCUCUUUGGUCCGCCAUAGGCCUUCUUCUUGUUGAAGAAGAAAGUUACCGCAACUGCCAGUCUUCCAUGACAUUGACAUGAACAUGUCAUAUUGAAGACUGAGAAUAUCUGUUUUGAUAGCAAGCACGGAAUUUUUGAGGGUAGAGAAAUCAUUAAGAAAUUUUGAAGGUGACAGACAGACAGCUCUGGGAGUUUCAACUCCUUCGUUGCACGGAAUUUUGUUGCUGGACCAUCAAAUGAUCUGCUCGUGCGGUUGGAAGUAUGUAUUUCUAACUGUCGAAUCAUAAAAAGUUUUGGGCUUACAUAAGAGCUAUCUUCAAUUGUAUAUCUUUCAUGCAUGUCGUACAUGUAAUAGUUCCCGGUGUAUAGCAAUGAUCAGCACUUUUAACUAUCUCAUCUUGUAUAUAUUUUCUCUGCAUCAUUAUAUUGGCAAUAGCAAUGAUAGCACGUAGUUAACUAGUUGAA
Messenger RNA from Mercurialis annua (annual mercury), 8747 nucleotides. RefSeq names its product serine/threonine-protein kinase ATR. The transcript is spliced from 16 exons. Gene Ontology annotation, cellular component: nucleus. The record is from RefSeq and is a predicted model, not a curated record. The coding region runs from base 111 to 8255 and encodes 2714 amino acids. Gene Ontology annotation, molecular function: protein binding; protein serine/threonine kinase activity. Gene Ontology annotation, biological process: protein phosphorylation; telomere maintenance; DNA damage checkpoint signaling. NCBI's taxonomy places the organism in Eukaryota, Viridiplantae, Streptophyta, Magnoliopsida, Malpighiales, Euphorbiaceae.